AUGUCGUCGUCUUCCGAUAAGAAGCCCAAGAUGCGACAGAUCGAUCUAAAAGCCGCUGAACAGAGAAUCAUCAUCCAUCCUGCCGGCGAUCUAAUUCUUCGACCCUACAAAAAGAACAACGAGUUCAGUUUUGAAGGAGCUGGUGUCGGGAAGAAUAUCAUUCAAGGGAAGAUAUUUGCUGAGUUGAAAGUCAAGAAGAGCGUGUUAAUCGAGCAUUCCACGACCUUUAAGAUGAUGCUCACAGGUGGAUUCAAGGAAGCAAAUCAGAGUGUCGUUGAUCUCGAAUCGGAAUAUCUGGUUGGACUUGAAAUUUGGCUUCGAUUUCUGCAUGGGACGAUGAAUGAAGGCCGUGGCAAGAUUAGAACGGCUGAUUUAUUCGACGUCAUUGAAGCUAGUCAUUUCUACUUCUUCAAACUAGAGCUAUUGAAUGAUUGGUUCAAAAGCUGUUUUACAUAUUUCAUGAAGAAUACGAAACCAGAGGAUAUAUACGAACUUGGGAUGCUUGUUUAUCCCUGUCGGCAAUUUGACUAUGCGGAAGGAUUCAUGGCGGUGACCAAGAAGCUGGUAUUUGAGACAGCUGGUCAUAUAUCUAUCUGGAACCCUCAUCCACACAUUCGACAUCUUCAAAUCGCACCUCGUAUUGUUGGCGGGGUCAAUGGUGCAAGAGUGAACUUGACACACAAACUUCACGACGGCCUGUAUAUCCAUUUACGAUUUUUGGUCGCAGGAUGCAAGUGCAGAAAGGAAGGAUUGUUCGCAUACGAGCAAGCACUUCAUGCCACUAAAGCAUGGCCGUUAAUGACGAAGACUUAUGGAAAGGGACAACUGUCGGUUCAGAGUGCCAUUGAUCUGCUUGAAGAUUUCAAAUAUCAUCCUCCAGUCGAGAACUGCAAGCUCUGUUCUUCAAACUUCAAAGACGUCGUCCACCUCGCUACAGAGACGGUUUUGAAGGAUUUUCAGGGCUUGUGCCUUGACUGUAUCAAGAAGCCUGAGCGCAAGGACGUAACACAAAUUCAUUGGGACUUGGGUUGCCGUACUAGACAUAAACGUUCAACAUGGUGGUACUCUUGGUUGUCCUCGGAUCAGCCAGUUGACACUCACGAGCAGGCGCGAGACGAGCGACGGGUCAACAGCAGAUAUGUAACACCAAAAGCAGCGCUCGUGAAAGUGGACACUGAGAAACAGUCAUAG
This is a messenger RNA of Glarea lozoyensis ATCC 20868, 1191 nucleotides long. RefSeq lists its product as uncharacterized. The coding region runs from base 1 to 1191 and encodes 396 amino acids. NCBI's taxonomy places the organism in Eukaryota, Fungi, Ascomycota, Leotiomycetes, Helotiales, Helotiaceae. The transcript is spliced from 2 exons. The record is from RefSeq and is a predicted model, not a curated record.